AUGGCGUUCUCUAACCGAAGCCUUCAGCGGGGUGGAAGAACGUCCUUCCAACCUACUGCACUCAGUGUCAGUGGUUCAACCUCCAGGAAAAUAGCCAUCCAAAAGAUUCAGGCACCUAGCGUCUAUGGGGGAGCUGGUGGCUACGGCACCCGCAUAUCUACCAGCACCAACUAUGGACAAGGCUUUGGUGGGAACUUCCAGCUUAAUAUUACUGGUAAUGAUGUGCUGCUCCCUGGCAAUGAAAAAUCAACUAUGCAAAAUCUAAAUGACCGUUUGGCUUCGUAUCUGGAGAAGGUGCACUCUCUAGAAAAGGCAAACUCCCUGAUUGAAAAGCAGAUCAAGGAGUGGUAUGAGAAGAAUACCACAGUCAUAAGAUAUGACUAUAGCUCAUACUUUAAAACAACUGAAGAUCUCCAGAAGAAGAUUGGUGCUGCACAGUUGGAAAAUGCAAGGCUUGCCUUGCAGAUUGACAAUGCCAGACUGGCUGCUGAUGAUUUUAGAGUGAAGUAUGAGAAUGAAUACCUGCUCAGGCAAAGUGUCAAGAGUGACAUUAAUGGACUGCUCCGAGUUUAUGAUGACUUGACUUUGAUGAAAUCUGAUUUGGAGUCACAGAUUGAAAGUGUGAAUGAAGAACUAGCUUUUCUUAAGAAGAACCAUGAGGAGGACGUUGACAGACUGCGCAAACAGGUGAGCAGCUCAGUUAAUGUAGAGGUGGAUGCUGCUCCAAGUACUGAUCUUGCAGCUAUUAUGGAAAACAUGAGACGGCAAUAUGAAGAAAUGGCAGAAAAGAACCGUCAAGAAGCCAAAGAACGAUUUGAAAAGCAGACAGAAGAACUGAACCAGAAAGUAGCAAUUGACACUGAACAGCUGCAAGGCCAAAGGAGAGAGAUCACCAACCGGAAACAGAUCCUUCAGGGUCUGAAGCUAGAAUUACAGACCCAGCUUAACAUGAAAAAGCCUUUAGAAGAUACUCUGGCUGAAACUGAAGCACGUUAUAGAUACCAGCUAACCCAAAUACAGGAAGCAGUUGUCAAUUUAGAGGCUCAACUGAGGCAACUCCGAGCUGACAUGGAGGGUCAGAAUAACGAGUACAGUAUACUACUGGAUAUCAAAACUCACUUGGAAAUGGAGAUUGCCACGUACCGCCGUCUGCUGGAAGGAGAGGACAGCGGACAUUUCCAAGUGGAUGUACCUACAGCAGAGCUUGAAAAAGAAUCAAGUAAAGUUAAGAAGAUCAAGACAAUUGUUGAAGAGGUGGUUGAUGGCAAGGUUGUCUCCUCUAAGGUGGAAGAGAUUGAAGAGAAGCUGUAAAUGGCACCAGCACAGAGGAGACGGCCUCUGAGCUUCUUGGAGCUGAUGCCAAAACUGAAAGAUUAAACUUUAUAAAGUAUCCAAUCUAAUUCUCUCUAAAACCCAGAGGGGUUGAAAAAUGCCAAACUAUCAAAUCUCAAACAAUCUUUUUUUUUUGUGUGUGUGUGUGUCUGUGAGUGUUGAUAGAAAUCAGUAAGUUACAAAGUACAAGAUUUGGGG
Molecule: messenger RNA, 1530 nt
Organism: Harpia harpyja (harpy eagle)
Lineage: Eukaryota; Metazoa; Chordata; Aves; Accipitriformes; Accipitridae
Product: keratin, type I cytoskeletal 20-like
Exons: 8
Coding region: 1-1311 (436 amino acids)
Molecular function (GO): structural molecule activity
Source: RefSeq, a predicted model, not a curated record